Messenger RNA from Nematolebias whitei (Rio pearlfish), 783 nucleotides. RefSeq names its product leucine rich repeat containing 3B (gene lrrc3b). NCBI's taxonomy places the organism in Eukaryota, Metazoa, Chordata, Actinopteri, Cyprinodontiformes, Rivulidae. Gene Ontology annotation, molecular function: protein binding. The coding region runs from base 1 to 783 and encodes 260 amino acids. The transcript has a single exon. The record is from RefSeq and is a predicted model, not a curated record.
AUGACUCUGCUGGACUUGUGGCUGUCCCGCUCCAUCCCCAUGUGCCUGCUCCUUCAGAGUCUUGUUCUUAUGGCCUUGUGCUUCCCCUCAGCCAGCAUGUGUCCAAAGGGCUGCAGCUGUCUACGUGACCCCCAUCUCCAUGGCCUCAAUGUUACCUGCAGUCAGUCCAGUCUCAAGGAGAUUCCUGCUAACCUUCCAGAUGACACCGUCCUGCUGAGGUUGGACCACAACCAGAUCAGAGCUGUGCCGGAGAAAGCCUUCUAUGAACUCAAGCGCCUGAGAGAGCUGAACCUUUCUUACAAUGCAGUGGAGACUUUAGGGGAGGAUGCCUUCAAUGGCAUUGAUGGGACUUUACAGGUGCUGGACCUUUCACACAACCACAUCAUUAAUGUUCACAAGAACGCUUUCACUAAGCUGAGAGCCCGCAUUAUUGUGCACGAUAACCCCUGGCAUUGUGAGUGUGCCCUCCAGCAGGGUGCUGGUGGGGUGGCCCACAACCAUGAGGUGGCGUCCCGGGUUGUCUGCGGGAGCUCUGAUCUUUUUGAUCUGGAGGGACGGCCUGUCAUGGCGGUGGAUACUGACUUGUGCAAUCUGGCUAAAAGGACCACAGACUACGCAAUGCUGGUCACCAUGUUUUGCUGGUUUGCUAUGGUCAUUUCAUAUGUGGUGUAUUAUGUCCGUCAAAACCAAGAGGAUGCCCGACGCCACCUGGAGUACCUCAAGUCUCUUCCCAGUAAGCCCAAGAAACCUGACGAAGCUGAUGACAUAAGCACAGUUGUCUGA